Gastrolobium bilobum is the source of this 5929-nucleotide messenger RNA. Its product is annotated as protein ESSENTIAL FOR POTEXVIRUS ACCUMULATION 1-like. The transcript is spliced from 9 exons. Lineage: Eukaryota; Viridiplantae; Streptophyta; Magnoliopsida; Fabales; Fabaceae. The record is from RefSeq and is a predicted model, not a curated record. Bases 60 to 5723 code for a protein of 1887 amino acids. Gene Ontology annotation, molecular function: protein binding.
GGUUUUCGCUCAGUGCUUUCAUUCGGUUCAUUCCUACUCUCGCUGAUCAACAAUCUUCCAUGGCUGAACGCGCCACCUCCGAAACUCGCCUCAACGUCUCUGCUGCACCUCCAUUGCAGAUCUCCAAAGAUGCCCAAGGCUCUGACAUUCCUAUUCCACUCUCACCACAGUGGCUUCUGCCAAAGCCAGGGGAGAGUAAACCUGGAACAGGAGCUGUGGAAAACCAUGCGUUGUCAAAUCCACUGUAUGGCAAUCGCCCAGAGACUGUUAAGACAUCUGGAAAUGGAGAGGAUGCCCAUGAUACCCAUAAGAGAAAGGAUGUCUUUAGGCCAUCCAUGUUUGAAUCAGAAGGUGGACGCCGUGAUCGUUGGCGUGAUGAAGAGAGAGACACUAUGUCCUCCAUACGUAAGGAUCGUUGGAGGGAUGGAGACAAAGACCAAGGUGAUUCUCGGAGAGUGGAUCGGUGGACAGAAAACCGGAAUGGUGACAAAGACCUAGGUGAUUCUCGGAGAGUGGAUAGGUGGACAGAAAAUCGGAAUGGCGACAAAGACCUUGGUGAUUCUCGGAGAGUGGAUCGAUGGUCAGAAAAUCCAUCUGCAAGGAACUUAGGAGAAGCACGCCGUGGCACAUCUGAUAGCCAUAGACGGAAUGAUCCAGGAAGCCGAGAAACUAACUUUGAUCAGCGGCGUGAGAGUAAGUGGAACACACGCUGGGGUCCUGAUGAUAAGGAGUCAGAAGGUCUUCGUGAAAAAUGGACCGAGUCUGGAAAAGAUGGUGAUAUACAUCUGGACAAAGGUUCGUCUCACAUUUCUAAUCAUGGAAAGGAUGAGAAGGAGGGAGAUCAUUAUCGGCCAUGGAGACCUAACUACUCACAAAGCCGUGGAAGGGUAGAGCCUCCCCUUUCCCAAAAUACAACACCAAACAAACAAGUGUCUACAUUUUCCUAUGGGCGUGGUCGCGGUGAGAAUAUGCCCUCAGUUUUUAGUCUUGGACAUGGCCGCGCUGGCUCUGGUGGUAGCUCUUUGAAUAGCACAUACCCUGGAACUGCAUUGGAUAAAGCUGAAAGUGGGCAUGAAGAAUCUUGCCUCUUCAGAUAUAAUAGGACAAAAUUGCUUGAUGUGUACAGAGUGACUGAUAUGAAUACAUAUAGAAAACUAGAUGAUGAUUUUUUGCAGGUACCUCAUCUCGCACAGGAUGAACCAUUGGAACCUCUAGCUCUUCUGGUACCAAAUUCUGAGGAACUGUCUGUCCUAAAGGGUAUUGACAAAGGGGAAAUAAUUAGUAGCAGUGCACCUCAGGUGCCAAAAGAUGGAAGGGGGGGCUCAACAGAUUUUACUCAUACAAGACGAAUGAAGCUUGGAAAUGCACCUCUCCAAGAUAGAGGUGAAGAUGGAGGGUCUUACAGAGUGGCUGAUGAGGUGUCCAGUAAUAGAGAUUCAUCCUUUGAAGGAAAUAGCUCUGUUCAUCCUGGUGCUGCAUGGCGAGCCAUGCCAGUGAGUGAACAUGCAACCACUCUCUUGCACGAUAGCAGAGAUGGGCCUAGUGAUCUUAAAUUAAUAAAAUCACAUAUGAGCUCAUACCAGCCAAAAGAUCCUCAUAAUCAGAGGGAAAGUAAUUUGGGUUAUUUAUCUGACUCUAAAGAAGUAGGUAAGUGGCAAGCUGGUGAAGAUCCUGUUGUUAAGAGGCAGCUAUCUGGCGUUUUGGACACUGAACUGGAAACCAGGAGAGUUCUGCAGACUGCUCCAGAGGAGUUAUCUCUUUUGUAUAGAGAUCCAAAGGGUCAAAUCCAGGGUCCAUUUAAAGGAAUUGAUAUUAUUGGAUGGUUUGAGGCUGGAUAUUUUGGUAUUGAUUUACCUGUUCGUCUGGAAAAUUCAGCAGCUGAUUCAACAUGGUCAUCUCUUGGCGAUAUCAUGCCCCAUUUACGAGCUAAAGCCCGUCCACCACCAGGGUUUUCUGCACCAAAAUCAAAUGAAUUUACAGAUGUACCUGGCCGGCAAAAUUCCAGUACCUUAGGAAAUACCCUUACUGGUUUGAGUGAGGUUGAGUUAUUGAGAAGUGAUUCUAGGCAUAGGCAGAGUUCUGCUGCAGAAGUUGAAAAUAGGUAUCUGGAGUCCCUCAUGUCUGGUAACAAGAGCAGUCCCCCACUUGAUAGUCUGACAUUAUCAGAAGGUUUACAAGGUUUUGUUGGAAAUAAUUCUGGUAAUCUUGGCCCACCAGGAUUAGAUAGUGGAAACAAGCUUUACUUGCUUGCCAAGAGGAUGGCACUUGAACAACAGAGGUCCUUACCCAAUCCUUACCCUUAUUGGCCGGGGCGAGAUGCUGCUGCCCUUGCUCCAAAAUCAGAUAUUGUGCAAGAUGCAUCCCUGCAUUCAAAACUUUUGUCCUCAGUGAGUGACAAUUCCCGUCAACCUCAGUCCCAAAAUUCUGAGUUGAUGUCAAUCAUCCAAGGAUUGUCUGACAGGACAUCCGCAGGCUUAACUAAUAGUGCUGCUGGAUGGCCAAACUAUCCCUUACAGGGUGGAUUGGAUCCCCUUCAGAAUAAAAUUGACUUACUUCAUGAUCAGAGUCUUUCUCAAGUGCCAUUUGGAAUUCAACAACAAAGGCUGCAAGCACCAAAUCAAUUGUCUUUAGGAAAUUUACUGGCUCAAGCUGCUGAUAGCCCAUCUAGUCUUUUGACAGCAGAGAAGCUACUUUCUUCUGGUCUAUCUCAAGAUCCGCAAAUAUUGAAUAUGCUCCAACAGCAAUACUUGUUGCAGUUGCAUUCUCAGGCAGCUGCUCCAGCACAGCAGAUGCCCUUGUUAGAUAAACUCUUGUUGCUGAGGCAACAACAAAAGCAGGAGGAGCAGCAGCAGUUAUUGCGGCAACAAAAGCAACAACUGCUUUCUCAAGUGCUGCAGGACCAGCAGUCUAACCAGCGCUUUGGGGAUACAUCUUAUGGACAGUUGCCAGGUGUAAUACCAAUGGGGAAUUUGCGUGUGGAUCCUUCUCAGCUUCAACUUCAACAAGAUAUUUUUCCCAUGAGCUCUCAGACUCCAAUUCCCAUUGUGCGCAAUGAGCUUAGUACUGAUUCUUUGAAUUUACCUCUGAAAGUUAGCCAAGACACAAGUUAUCAUGUAAGCGGUGAAGCUUCUUCUAUACAUCUACCACACCAAUUAUUUGGGAAUUUGGGUGUGGAUCCUUCUCAACCUCAACCUCCACAAGAUGUUUUUCCCGUUAGCUCUCAAACUCCAAUUCCCAGUGUGCACAAUGAUCUUAGUACUGAUUCUUUGAAUUUACCUCUGAAAGUUAGGCACGACACAAGUUAUAAUUUAAGCAGUGAAGCUUCUUCUAUACGUCUACCCAACCAAUUAUUUGGGGAUACUAGUCCUCAGAAAAACUGGGGGCCUCUUCCUAACCAAAUUAUUGAAAAGUAUCAGAAGGAAAUGUUCCCCAUAUCAACUCUGGUUGAGAGUUCCCUAUUGCAUGAUCAGAACAGAUCCAAAGAGGAACCUCACAUUGCACAGGAACCUGUUUCUGACUGUACUGUUAAAUCUGUGGAGUGGGUUCCAGACAGCACUUUUAGACCUGAUGGUAUUGUCAUGACUGCAACUUCUAAGCCUGAUAAUAAUUCUGGACAUUUACAGUGUAUUGCACCUCCUGUUGCUAUAUCUUCAGCUGGAUCUAGUGGGGCUGAGUUACCACCGGCCAGCUAUCUUGGUACGGUUGUGAAGAUCAAAUCAGAUAUUGUGCAUCAAGAGGAGCAGGCUGGAAGAGACAACUCUAAUGUUGAGCCCUCUGUGCAAAACGUUGAAGCACUUGAACCCAAAAAAACUACUGAGAAGAAAUCGAAGAAGCAAAAGUCUACCAAAUCUCAGUCUUCUGAUCAAGCAAAGGGAUCGCAGAAAAACGUGACUUUGCAACCAUCAAAACAUUCAGAAGCUGAAAUGCCAAACUUUAGGGAGUUGGGGGAAGCCAACAAGGAUGAAGUACAUGAAACAUAUCUGCAACAAACAAGUGGUAAGGGAAAUCAGACUGGAAUUGCUGUCCCAGAGGCAGCUUAUCAUCAAGAAGUUAGUAGUCUGCCUGCUAGUGUUACUGGAAGCAUCACUGAAACAGUUGUUGUGGGUGAGUCCAAGGCAGCUGGUUCCAUUUCCACACAGAAUGAAUCACCUGCAGGAAGAGCUUGGAAACCUGCUCCAGGUGUCAAGGCAAAGUCUUUCUUAGAAAUUCAACAGGAAGAGCAAAGAAAGGCAGAGACAGAAAUGCUUGCAUCUGAUGUUGCUACUUCUGUCAAUUCAACAAGUCUGAUAACUCCCUGGGCUGGGGUUGUGGCCCAUCCAGACUCUAUAAAGUUAUCUGGUGAAAGUCACAGAGGAGGCAAUACAGAAUACCCUGUUAAAUCUAAAACUUCUCAAAAUCUUAAGAGCAAGAAAAGUCCGCUACAUGAUCUAUUAGCAGAAGAAGUAUUAAAAAAAUCUAGUGAAAGAGAUGCCGAGGUUCCAGAUAGUACUUUGUCCUCACAAAAUAUACCUGUGCAUUCAGAGUCACUAGAUGAUAGCAACUUUAUUGAGGCAAAAGAUACUAAAAGAAGCCGUAAAAAGUCAACAAAAUCAAAGGGUUCAGGAGCUAAAACAUCAAUGCCCAUUACAUCUACUGAGGUGCCUGUAGCUUCAAGCCCCAUUGAUAAGGGAAAAGGUUCCCGCUCUGCACAGGAGGAGAAAGAAGUAUUGCCUGCCAUCCCUGCAGGACCCUCUCUGGGAGACUUUGUUCCUUGGAAAGGAGAGCGUGAGCCACCGAGCCCAUCUCCUUCUCCAGCAUGGUCUACUGAUUCUGGUAGGGUUCCUAAACCAACUUCAUUAAGGGACAUUCUGAAGGAGCAGGAGAAAAAGGCUUCUUCUGCAGUGCCCACUGGCCCAAUGCCUUCCCCUCAGAAAUCACAGCCUGCCCAGGCUACUUGGAAUAGUAGUUCUUCACGGUCAAUUUCAGCUUACUCUCCAUCUAAAGCUGCCUCUCCAAUUCAGAUAAACUCUAAUGUCUCUUCUCAGUCAAAGUACAAGGGGGAUGAUGACUUGUUCUGGGGUCCAAUUGAGCAAUCUAAGCAAGAAACUAAGCACAGGUCAGAUUUCCCUCAGCUUGCAAGUCAGGGGAGCUGGGGGUCGAAAAAUGUACCCUUGAAAGGUAACUCUCCCGGAAUAUUAACCCGACAAAAAUCAGCGAGUGGCAAACCAACUGAACAGUCUCUGUCAUCAUCACCUGCCUCUUCUCAAUCAAUGUUGAAAUUGAAAAAAGAUGCCAUGACUAAGCAUUCUGAGGCCAUGGGCUUCAGAGAUUGGUGUGAGAAUGAGUGUGUUAGGCUUAUUGGGACAAAAGAUACAAGUUUCCUUGAAUUUUGUUUGAAGCAAUCCAGAUCAGAAGCUGAGAUGCUUCUCAUGGAAAAUCUUGGAUCAUAUGACCCUGACCAUGAAUUCAUUGAAAAAUUUCUCAAUUACAAGGAGUUGUUACCAUCAGAUGUUUUGGAGAUAGCAUUUCAGAGUAGGAAUGAUAAGAAAGUUAGUGGAUUUGGUGCUGCAGGCAUGCUAUCUGCAAAUGCAGAUAUACAGGAUGUGGACCACGCUGAAGGAAACUCGAAAGGAGGUGGAAAGAAAAAGGGUAAGAAAGGGAAAAAGGUCAGCGCUUCAGUUUUGGGAUUUAAUGUUGUGAGUAACCGGAUCAUGAUGGGUGAGAUCCAGACAGUAGAAGAUUAAGAUUAUUAAUGGAGGAAGUCAUUACGGUAGAUGUAAAUACAUUUUGGUCGUACUCUGUAAAUGCUUUUUCCGAUUUAGAGUUUUUAUUUCCUUUUUUACACAGAAACGGUUGCAGCAUUUAUUGGAUCUGCUUAACCAAUUUUGUUAUCUUAAUGUAGUUGUUUUGACGUUUGAUAUCGCUUAGAAUGAUAUAAUCUUCCGUCAAC